Messenger RNA from Brassicogethes aeneus, 2478 nucleotides. Lineage: Eukaryota; Metazoa; Arthropoda; Insecta; Coleoptera; Nitidulidae. The record is from the annotation of a GenBank genome assembly.
CGCCGCACAAAUGGGCUGUAAAUUUUCAAAAGAUGAUGAUGGUCAGUCAACAGCAGGCAGUGAUCAAACAAGAAAUGUGGCUACUGACCGAAGAUCCAUAGUUAGUUCUUUUGCUGAUUUUGACAAAAGAAUCACCGAAGAAUUAAGGCAGAAACUUGAAAGUGAACCGGAUAAAUUUGUGUUAAAUAACAUGUUGUUAUGUAUAAUGUUUUUUAAAAGUUACAAAGAAUUGGGACCAUUUAGGACAAAAUUCAUAGAAACAAAAUCGGAAACUGUAAAUCUUGGAAACCAUAACACAACACUUCUUUCUGAAAACAAAAUGAUGGAGAUCGAACCAGAUUGCAUUUUAAAGAUCGUGAAUAAACACGUGUCAUACAGACCGAAACACGGCCCGAACAAAUCGAUUUCUGAGCCUUUGGCAGCCAGAAGAAUAUUUCUUAUAGAUGACCGUGUCGAGAUGGUUUCAUUGGACGAUGAGGAUAAUUUGAACGAAUAUGAUACCGUGGAUAAGCCAAGGUAUCAGUUUUACAUGGAGUUUACCAAAAGAAAAGGUUUUGUCAAAUUUAUAUUUAAAGAAGACCCAAAUAAUGACGAUAACGAUAAAACAAAUAUCAAUGAUACCGAAGAUAAACAAAACUCAGAAGAGGAGCUUUACAAAGAAGUCACCUACUCAAGAACUCCAAAACCAAUAGGGGGGAAGUUCGAUUUUGAAAGAAGAGACACAAAUUUACCAAGUGAGUGCUUUAAAUCUAUCCAAGUGGAAGACUAUGAGGCUGCUAAGAAUUUAAAUAAAGGCGACGAAAUAGAUGUGCAAAAAUUGUACAAGAAAAUAACUUAUUUGGAUUCCAAAAUGUAUAUGAAACAUUUUAAGAACAAUUCGUUUCAUAUUGCAGCAGAAACUUUGGGAUUCAAUGAAGAUGCCAUCAAAGGAGCCGAUUACAUUGCUGGAAAAGUGUUGUGCACUGUAAAGGAUGGCACCGAUGGUUGUCUAAAACAACAGGUACCAUGGGAAAUCAUACCUGCAGUAACCAUAGAAUGGCCCACUGAGUAUGCUUAUGAUUUUGUCGAUAGAGAAGAAAGACCUGUUAGGAACUUUCUGGAAACUGGUAAACAAGUUAAAUGGCCUUCAGAUAAAGUUAUUCAAGACAUUAUAAAGACUAAAGCGGUAGCUAUACCAAAAGGUUACACUCCAAAGAAAGGUAAAAAUCCUGAGAGUGACAUAGAAUGGGAAAUAUGCUUUCCAAAGGCAGAACAUAUUCUACAAUGCACCAUGAAUCAUUGCCAAAUAAGAUGUUACCUAUAUUUAUUAGCAAUCCAUAAACACUUUAUAGAACCCAAGACUAAACAGCAAGGUCUCCUGCCAGAGCACAUUCGGAUGCAUAUGUUUUGGGAAAUGGAAACCACAUUUAAUUGGUCUGAUAUUGAGAUAUUCGAUAAAUUACUCAGCAUUAUAGAUAACUUGGUUGAAAGGCUUGGUUGUCAAUCUCUCCCCGAUUUUUUUAUUAAACAAAGAAAUCUGUUUGAAAAUAUUCCAAGCCAAUAUUUACUGACCGCUCAGGAAGUAUUCCACUCAAUUCUACAAAGACCCCUAAUGCGUUUACUAUCAGCCUUAAGGAACAUAAAGUACAAUACGGAUAGUUAUUAUUCAACUUUAGAUUUUGAUAAACUACACGAGAAUUUAGUAAAGAAAGCCGUUGUGGAAAGAAAGGGGUUUAAAAAAAUUGAAAACAUUUACGAUGAAUCAGAUCCCAGACAAAAAUGGAAUAACAUUCUGCAGGAAACGUAUAAGAAAAACACUUUAAAGAAUCUCAACGAACCAAAAGAAGAAAGAAAGAAUUCUAUUGAUUCUAUCAACUUAGACUGGACACCAACUGGCGACUUAACCUUCAUCAACAGAAGAGAAAUCCUCACGAUUUUUAUUAAAAACUUUAUAGGAAUUUUCACAAAAAGCAUGGAUAUGUCGACUCCCCAACAGACGAUACGCUAUUGCAAACUGACAACAUACCUAACGAAUAUUUACCAGCAAUUAUACCCAACGGAAAUAGACAAAGUCGCAGAUUUCCGCAGGGAUAUACAACAAUACGAAGAACAUGCUAAAAUAAAACUUUCAAAAACUUCAAGAAACAAACCUCCAACGCCACCUUUAAGACCUUCCGUUGUUUAUGGCGAAGCCCUUAAACAGGAUGACAAAGGAAAUAAUAGUUACAAGGCAAAAAAUUCGUCAACCGUAGCUUUAAGACCUAGAAAACUAUAUAUUAAGGCAAAAACGUCAAGAUUAGUAUCAAAUUCAGAAGAAAAUGUGGGAAGUGGGGAGGUGUCGCCAUCUUCACCUACUAAAAAUGUUAGUUUUAAUUUGGACACUACAGAUUCGUCUAAUUCCACUCCCGAUAAAAACGUUAACUUUAAUUUUAUAACAAGUACCUCACAUGAUUGUUAAAUUACAUUACUGUAUUAUUUACUAUUUUUUUUUAAUAAAAG